Molecule: messenger RNA, 996 nt
Organism: Camellia sinensis
Lineage: Eukaryota; Viridiplantae; Streptophyta; Magnoliopsida; Ericales; Theaceae
Source: RefSeq, a predicted model, not a curated record
AUGGCUGCAACACGGUCGUCCCCUUGCACCCCGUCUAAGAAUAAAGGGGUUGGCCCAUCAGGUACCGAAGGCAUUGUUGAUGGCUUAGAUCAUGCACAUAAGGCGAACUGGGACAGUGCAGCUAUAGAAAUAUUCCUACAGUGCGUUCAAGACGCAAUAUUAGCGGGCCGUCGGGUGGGUACAACGAUAACCAAAACAGGGUACAAUGAAAUUGCACUGAAAUUCACUAAGCGCACAGGUAAACGUCAUAACAUUACACAGCUUAAGAACAAGUACGGCAGUUUGAAAAAGGAAUGGCAGGCGUGGAACAAGUUGAUGGAUAGCAGUAAGGGUGUGACUGGCAUUGGGUUUAACAGGGACACCGGGUUGUUCACGGCGUCAGAAGAGUGGGGGGACAAUCUUAAAUCGACAAACAAGAUCGCUUACAAAUUCAAGACGAAGCUAUUGGAGCAUAAAGAUUUGAUGCGCGCGGUAUUCACGGGUGCAACUGCGACUGGCAAACACCAUUGGACGCCGGGGGAGAAGCCUGUGGAUGUUGGCGAAGGUGAAUCCGACUCAGUGGAGUCUCCUGGGUUGGCACCAUUUACGGAACCAUACAGACCGAUCGUUAACUCACCUCCAAAUUCCCCUACCAUCGACCUUGAAGAAGUAGAACCCGGGACAAAAAGGAAAAAAGGAUGUAGCAGUAGUGGAAAGUCGAAAAAGGUCUCUAGUGGAGCAUCGGUGCUUGCGGAUAGUUUUAACCAUCUGUCUAAGGCGGUUGAAGCACAGAAGCACCUGACGGUCAGGCACGGAACUGGUGCAUUGCAAAAGUAUAGCAUUGAGCCAUGUAUGCAACGGCUUAUGGCUAUCUCGGACUUCAUCAGUACCCCCCUGUUCCAUUUCGCAUGCACGGCGUUAGAGAAUGCAGAUUACCGUGAAAUAUUGAUGUGCAUGCCAGAUGAUGAGAAUGUAGUCGAUUGGCUUGCACAAUUGCAGGUUUCGAAAGGCCUGUGA